AUGACAACUUCAAUGGAGAAGUUUUACUAUCAACCCAGCAUCGAGGCCAAUAAACAGAAGUUACAACACGUACAUGAUGUUGCAUCGUUAGCAUUGGGUGUUGGUUCCGGGAUAUUGACAUUAGAAUCAAUGAAUGGAUUCAUAUUUUAUUUCAUAGGAAUUACGGUUGCCAAUUUACUAUUCUACAUAAUAUGCGGUGAAGGUAGACCAUCAAAGUAUUACAAGAACCCAUUACAGGAGAUAUUUGUGAGCGGAAUUUUCGACAAUAUACCUGGUUUCAUUAUGAUGUGGUGUUUGGUUUAUGCUUUAGUAAAGUCAAGCUCAUAA
Messenger RNA from Candida dubliniensis CD36, 327 nucleotides. RefSeq lists its product as uncharacterized. The coding region runs from base 1 to 327 and encodes 108 amino acids. NCBI's taxonomy places the organism in Eukaryota, Fungi, Ascomycota, Pichiomycetes, Serinales, Debaryomycetaceae. The record is from RefSeq and is a predicted model, not a curated record. Gene Ontology annotation, biological process: autophagosome assembly; protein folding in endoplasmic reticulum. The transcript has a single exon. Gene Ontology annotation, cellular component: membrane; EMC complex; endoplasmic reticulum.